Cucurbita pepo subsp. pepo (vegetable marrow) is the source of this 1776-nucleotide messenger RNA. RefSeq lists its product as uncharacterized. Lineage: Eukaryota; Viridiplantae; Streptophyta; Magnoliopsida; Cucurbitales; Cucurbitaceae. The record is from RefSeq and is a predicted model, not a curated record.
AUGGCGUCUUCAGCUUCUAGCCCCUUCACGAAGCUCCAUUUCCCCCAUUCUCCACUUCCACAACCACCAGCCAACUCCUGCGCACAGUUUCUCUGUAAAUCCAUCUUCUUCUGCUUUUUUCUCCUCCUCCUCCCUCUCUUCCCUUCCGAAGCUCCACAUUUCGUCGAUCACACUUUGUUCACCAAAUUCUGGGAGCUUUUUCACCUCAUGUUCGUCGGCAUUGCUGUUUCCUAUGGUCUCUUCAGCACAAGGAACAACCAGAUGAAUGUAGACGAACCUCGCUACUCCAGUUUUGAGAAUCCGCAGUCUUAUUUGUCUAAGAUGCUUUACGUCGCUUCAAUUUUUGAUGAUGUUGACGAUUUUGGUGUUUCUGAUGAAAGGAAAGUGAGUGAAGUUCUGUACAUUCAGCCGAAACUUGGAUCUGCGAGUGAUUUCAAUGCGCAAUCUCGCCACCAGGAAAAACUCCGUUACUCAAUACCGAAAAAAAGGUACGAAAACUCUUAUGAAUUUGCUGAUACUGAUAAUGUCGCUCAUGCUUGUAAAUCGAGAUAUACUCGUGGUGGAUCUGUGGUGGUUGUGCCUGAAACAAACCGUAGUUCAUCAGGAGGCAUUGUAAAUUAUAAACCUCUAGGUUUGCCUGUUAGGAGUCUGAGAUCGAGUCUUACUGAAUCCGACGAUGUCGAAUUCGAUUGUGGUGAUGAAUCUUGUUUGAGUUCUAAAAGUUCACCCAGAAGCUCUGAGAAUAAUUGUGAAGGAAACAGUGAAUUUGGUGAUGAUUGUUGUGUGAAUUUGGAGGAGAAGUUUGAUGAGACUGCAAUUGCAUCAAUGUCCUCAUUUCAAUUGCGUGAGAAAUUUGGAAAGAAGGUGAUUAGAGAGAGAGGAUUUGGGAAUGCUGUUCUUCGCCCUUCCCAUUUUAGACCUCCCUCCAUUGAUGAAACUCAAUUUGAAUCACUGAAAAAAUCAGGAUCUCUUCAUUCUAAUCUAUCUCAGUCAUCACAAACUAGUUCCCUCUCUUCUUCGUUGUCAUCGACGACGAGACAGCACCGUAAAAUGUCGUCACUCAGUAACAUUUCCUAUAAGUCGUUGCAUUCUCGACAAUACAGUAUGAGUUCUGUGUCUGAAAACAGUAGAGGGAGCUCUGAAGACCCUCUGAUUGAACAAGAAAACUCAUCCGAGUGCAAUGAAUCCGUGGUGAGUUCGCCACGUUCGGACAGGAAUUUCGCAAGUAUUCCGAAAGCUUUAUCCCAAGGAAAAUCGGUUCGAAGAAUUCGAGCAAAUGCAGCUGCCAUGGAGGAUAUGAAAGCUCAAGAGAUGCACAGAAAGCAAGUUAAACAAGAUGACAUUAUAGGGAAUAAGUUUGAAGAAGGUGGAAUGUCACCACCAUAUAUGAGAGAAGAUGGAACGGGACACGGAUGGCCUGAUGUUGUUAACCCGAAUGCUAGUAAUAUGAAUCGUUUUCCGAAGACGACGUUCUUGGGGAUUAAGGAGCAGAAGGAAGAGACAGAGAGUGUGGUGGCAGAUGAUAGUAAAGAUGACUCUGAGGGGGAGGAUGAAAGUUUGUUUGCAAGUUCAGAUGAAGAAGCUGGUUCAAGUAUGGCCGGAGAUUCGGAGUCGGGGGCUUUCGAGGUCGACAAGAAGGCGGGCGAGUUCAUAGCCAAGUUCAGGGAGCAAAUACAGCUUCAGAGGAUGGCUUCAGUUGAAAAAAGAUUGAGAGGAGGAGGAGGAGGAGGAGGGUGGGGGUCAUUCAGCAGCACAAGCAGCAGCUAUUUCAGUUGA